Molecule: messenger RNA, 516 nt
Organism: Oncorhynchus kisutch (coho salmon)
Lineage: Eukaryota; Metazoa; Chordata; Actinopteri; Salmoniformes; Salmonidae
Product: octapeptide-repeat protein T2
Exons: 2
Coding region: 1-516 (171 amino acids)
Source: RefSeq, a predicted model, not a curated record
AUGCAAACCUCUGGCCAGGUGGGCAGAGAGACGGGCAGAGAGGCGGGCAGAGAGGCGGGCAGAGAGGCGGCCAGAGAGGCGGGCAGAGAGGCGGGCAGAGAGGCGGGCAGAGAGGCAGGCGGAAGGCGGACAGAGAGGUGGGCAGAGAGGCGGGCAGAGAGGCGGCCAGAGAGGCGGCCAGAGAGGCGGGCAGAGAGGCGGCCAGAGAGGCGGGCAAGAGAGGCGGGCAGAGAGGCGGCCAGAGAGGCGGGCAGAGAGGCAGGCGGAAAGGCGGCCAGAGAGGCGGGCAGAGAGGCGGCCAGAGAGGCGGCCAAAGAGGCGGGCAGUGAGGCGGGCAGAGAGGCGGGCAGAGAGGCGGCCAGAGAGGCGGGCAGAGAGGCGGGCAGAGAGGCAGGCAGAGAGGCAGGCAGAGAGGCGGCCAGAGAGGCGGCCAGAGAGGGCAGAGGCAGGCAGAGGCAGGCAGAGAGGCAGAGGCCAGCUGGUCACCACCACCGGUCAGAGAUCAAUGGGGAUUAA